AUUGGGCAAUACAUAGCCUCUAAUGGUGGAGUUGUUGCAGCUGAAGAGCUUGCUCCAUAUCUUGAUGUAGAAACUUCCGGGGGAACUCUGAAUGAUGAAACAUACAUCUUACCUGUUCUUUUACGGUAUGAGGGUCAGCCUGUAAUAGAUGAAGAGGGAAACAUUCUGUACCAAUUUCCAUCUCUACAGCGCACAGCUUCUACUCCAAGUAGUGGAAGGAAGGAAUAUGUGGGGAGAAGAUGGGCUGAUUUUGUUGGAGGAGUUGAUAAAUUUUUCAAGGAGAAGAAAUGGCAAUUCAGCAACACUAGCAUUACUGAGAGAGCAAUGGUCGCUGGACUUGGUGGGCUUAAUUUAUUUGGGGUUAUCUUUCUUGGAGCCAUCUUAAAGGAUACUUCAAUUGCACCAGUUGGUUUUAUUAAGUUUAUUACUGGCAUAUUUCCACUACUUCAGAUUUAUGCUGGUUCGUUCUUUGCAAUUCCUUUGUUCCGGUGGUUCAUCGUGCUUAAGACAAAUGCUGACAUAGAGAAAAGAAAUCAAGCAAGACAGCAGUGUGCUCGAGCCCUUGAAUUGCCAGAUCUUUCACUAAGACGAAAGCUCCUCAGUGCUCGGGACAUGGCCCAAAGAACAUUCAUUGGGCAGGAUAGAAUUGUCUAUAGUACGGACAGGGAUCUGGUUGAGCAAGACUACGAGGCCCAAGAAUGGGAUAAGAGAUUUCGAGAAAUAGAGAAAUCAGAUUGAGAAGAGGCUACUGUUACUUGGUAAGGUUAUACAUUUCUUGCCUCGGAUCAAUGUACUAUUUGCUUUCUAAGCAUCACAACUGCUGGUGUAGGUCUGGACGAAAAAAAAGGAGAGUUUUGUAUGAGUACCCUAAAUAUCAAUCGCAGAUAGUCUUUAAGGAGUCUCCUUGAUCAAGUAUGCAGAAGGUCUAGGUUUCAUCAUAUUUGACUUUUACCAAUGCAUUUUGAUGUUUUGCUUGCAUGCAUGUGUACCUGUUAAAAUUGAAUCAGUGUGUCCAAACAAGUAAUUAACAGGCCCAGGAUAACGACU
Messenger RNA from Prunus mume (Japanese apricot), 1047 nucleotides. NCBI's taxonomy places the organism in Eukaryota, Viridiplantae, Streptophyta, Magnoliopsida, Rosales, Rosaceae. The record is from RefSeq and is a predicted model, not a curated record.